This is a messenger RNA of Ostreococcus tauri, 774 nucleotides long. Its product is annotated as HAD-superfamily hydrolase, subfamily IA, variant 3. The coding region runs from base 1 to 774 and encodes 257 amino acids. The transcript has a single exon. The record is from RefSeq and is a predicted model, not a curated record. NCBI's taxonomy places the organism in Eukaryota, Viridiplantae, Chlorophyta, Mamiellophyceae, Mamiellales, Bathycoccaceae.
AUGGCGUGGACGUACGUCUUCGACCUCGACGGCACCCUGUACGACAUCGGGAACGGGUACGAGCGACGAUGUCGCGCGCGCGUGUACGAGUACAUGCGCGACGCCCUCGGGUGCGAGAGCGUGGCGCGGGCGGAGGAGAUUUGGCGCGAACAUUUUCCGAAACACAACCAAACGCUGCGAGCGCUGCGACGGGCGGGGUACGACGUCGACGCGGACGCGUACUGGGCGCGCACGCGCGGGGAUCCGUCGGAAUUUUUAACCCCGCGCGCGGAGACGCGAGCGAUGUUGGACGCGAUCGCGGCGACUGGGGGGCGUCGAUUGGUGUUUACGAAUUGUCACGAACGCCAGGCGCGCGAGGCGUUGCGGGCGCUCGGGAUCGAAGAUUGCUUCGACGGCGUCUUCGGCGCGGGUGGGAUGGGUGACGAGGCGAAACCGAGCGCGGGGGCGUUCGAGCGAUUUUUCCACGCGCACGACGUGCGAGAUCCCACGCGAUGCGUCUUUUUCGAGGAUAGUCUGAAAAAUUUGCGCGCGGCGAGCUCGCUCUUCGGCAUGGUCACCGUCUUGAUCGCCGGUAAGACCUUGGACGAGGAGGUGCGUGAAAACGACGUCAACGCAUCGUCGACGGACACCACGGCGGUGGAGACACCGACGUCGUUCGUCGAUCUCGUCGUCGCCGGGGGCGUCCUGGACGUCGACGCGCUCCGUCGCGGCGCCGCGCGCGCGACCGCGCGAGCUCGACUCGCCCUCGGAUUCGCCCUCGACCGCGAUUCGUGA